This is a messenger RNA of Cariama cristata (Red-legged seriema), 3921 nucleotides long. It is a transcript of the gene TRPM3, whose product is annotated as transient receptor potential cation channel, subfamily M, member 3. Lineage: Eukaryota; Metazoa; Chordata; Aves; Cariamiformes; Cariamidae. Gene Ontology annotation, cellular component: membrane. Gene Ontology annotation, molecular function: monoatomic cation channel activity. Gene Ontology annotation, biological process: monoatomic cation transmembrane transport; protein tetramerization. The annotation marks the transcript as partial. The transcript has 18 exons. The record is from RefSeq and is a predicted model, not a curated record.
AUCACAGUAUUUCGCAUGGGAUCGGAAGGACACCAGGAUAUUGAUUUAGCUAUCCUGACAGCAUUACUAAAAGGAGCUAAUGCAUCUGCUCCCGACCAGCUGAGCCUAGCAUUAGCCUGGAACAGAGUAGACAUCGCCCGCAGUCAGAUCUUUAUUUACGGGCAACAGUGGCCGGUGGGCUCCCUUGAGCAAGCAAUGCUGGAUGCACUGGUGUUGGACAGAGUGGAUUUUGUGAAAUUACUCAUAGAAAAUGGAGUAAGCAUGCAUCGUUUUCUCACCAUCUCCCGGCUAGAGGAAUUGUACAAUACGAGACAUGGACCAUCCAACACACUAUAUCAUCUAGUCAGGGACGUCAAAAAGCGAGAAUAUCCAGGUUUCGGUUGGAUCUAUUUUAAGGGAAAUUUACCUCCUGAUUAUCGGAUAAGUCUGAUUGACAUUGGUUUGGUGAUAGAGUACCUGAUGGGAGGAGCAUAUCGCUGCAAUUACACUCGGAAGCGCUUCAGAACACUGUACCACAAUUUAUUUGGGCCCAAAAGGCCAAAAGCCCUGAAACUGUUGGGAAUGGAGGAUGAUGUCCCUUUGCGGCGAGGGAGGAAAACAACAAAAAAAAGAGAAGAAGAAGUUGAUAUUGAUUUGGAUGACCCUGAGAUCAAUCAUUUCCCCUUCCCAUUUCAUGAGCUGAUGGUCUGGGCUGUGUUGAUGAAGCGUCAGAAGAUGGCCCUCUUUUUUUGGCAGCAUGGGGAAGAGGCUAUGGCUAAAGCACUGGUGGCCUGUAAACUCUGCAAAGCCAUGGCCCACGAAGCAUCAGAAAAUGACAUGGUAGAUGACAUAUCCCAAGAGCUGAACCAUAAUUCCAGGGACUUCGGCCAGUUGGCGGUGGAGCUGUUGGACCAGUCAUACAAGCAGGAUGAGCAACUGGCAAUGAAACUGCUGACCUACGAGCUGAAGAACUGGAGCAAUGCCACAUGCCUGCAGCUCGCGGUGGCAGCCAAGCACAGGGACUUCAUUGCACACACUUGCAGCCAAAUGCUGCUCACAGACAUGUGGAUGGGUCGCCUCCGGAUGCGCAAAAAUUCUGGCCUAAAGGUAAUUCUAGGAAUUCUACUUCCUCCUUCAAUCCUCAGCUUGGAGUUCAAGAACAAAGAUGAUAUGCCUUACAUGUCCCAGGCCAGCGAGAUCCAUCUUCAAGAGAAGGAGCCAGAGGAACCAGAGAAGCCAGUGAAAGAAAAAGAGGAGGAGGACAUGGAACUCACCGCAAUGCUGGGACGAGGGAAUGGAGAAUCCUCAAGAAAGAAAGAGGAAGAGGAAGUUCAGAGCAGGCACAGACUGAUCCCUGUUGGAAGAAAGAUUUAUGAGUUCUACAAUGCUCCCAUCGUUAAAUUUUGGUUUUACACACUGGCAUAUAUAGGCUACUUGAUGCUGUUCAAUUAUAUAGUAUUAGUGAAGAUGGAUCGGUGGCCAUCUACACAGGAAUGGAUUGUCAUCUCAUACAUUUUCACUCUGGGAAUAGAGAAGAUGAGAGAGAUAUUGAUGUCAGAGCCUGGGAAACUGUUGCAGAAAGUAAAAGUUUGGCUCCAGGAAUACUGGAACGUUACUGAUCUCAUAGCUAUCCUCCUGUUCUCCGUCGGGAUGGUGCUCCGUCUGCAAGAUCUGCCACUCCGGAGCGAUGGCCGAGUGAUAUACUGUGUUAACAUCAUUUACUGGUAUAUAAGGUUACUAGACAUCUUUGGAGUAAACAAGUAUUUGGGACCAUAUGUUAUGAUGAUUGGGAAAAUGAUGAUAGACAUGAUGUACUUUGUCAUCAUCAUGUUGGUGGUUUUGAUGAGCUUCGGUGUCGCAAGACAGGCUAUUCUCUUCCCCAAUGAGGAGCCUUCGUGGAAACUGGCGAAAAACAUUUUUUACAUGCCUUACUGGAUGAUCUAUGGGGAAGUGUUUGCAGACCAGAUAGACCGUAAGCAAGUUUAUGAUUCUCAUACUCCAAAGUCAGCUCCUUGUGGUCAAAAUGAAACCAGAGAAGAUGGCAAAAUAAUCCAGCUACCUCCCUGCAAGACAGGAGCAUGGAUCGUUCCUGCCAUCAUGGCCUGUUACCUCUUGGUUGCAAACAUCCUUUUGGUGAACCUCCUCAUUGCUGUUUUCAACAAUACUUUUUUUGAAGUCAAAUCCAUAUCCAACCAAGUAUGGAAGUUUCAAAGAUACCAGCUAAUCAUGACAUUUCAUGAAAGACCUGUUCUCCCACCGCCUCUGAUCAUUUUCAGCCAUAUGACUAUGAUAUUCCAACACCUCUGCUGCAGAUGGCGGAAGCAUGAAAGCGAUCCAGAUGAGAGAGACUAUGGAUUAAAACUUUUCAUAACUGAGGAUGAACUGAAAAAAGUCCAUGAUUUUGAAGAGCAGUGCAUAGAAGAAUAUUUUAGAGAAAAGGAUGACAGAUUCAAUUCCUCCAAUGAUGAAAGAAUCCGUGUCACUUCAGAAAGGGUAGAGAACAUGGCCAUGCGACUGGAAGAAGUAAAUGAGCGAGAGCACUGCAUGAAAGCCUCUCUGCAGACGGUUGAUAUCAGACUUGCUCAGCUGGAAGAUAUGAUGGGACGAAUGGUGACUGCCUUAGAAAAACUGACUGGCAUAGAGAGAGGUGAGACAACCAAGAUACGAUCCAGGACCUCAUCCGACUGUACUGAUGCAGCCUACAUUGUGAGGCAGAGUAGCUUCAAUAGUCAGGAAGGAAAUACUUACAAGCUUCAAGAGAGCAUAGAUCCCACGGGAGAGGAGUCCAUGUCUCCAACGUCUCCUACAAUCACACCCCGCAUGCGAAGCCACUCUUUCUAUGCAACAAAUAUGAAGGACAAGUGUGGGUUGGAAAAGUUUGAAAGCAUAUUUAAGGAAAGAUCUCCAAGCCUGCAUCGGGCUAUCAGUUCCCACUCAAUAGCAAAAGAAGGAAAGGCUCCCUUAGCCCCUACCAGCACUUUGUCAAUUGCCCCAGAUUCCAGAAGGCCUUCGUCUUGUAUAGACAUCUACGUUUCUGCCAUGGAUGAGAUGCAUUCUGACACAGAGCCUCUUGACAGCUCCAUAACUAUUCUUGGUACUGGAGAUGCAGCUCUGCAGGCUCACAUAGCCUCUUCCAUUUUAGCUAACAGUGCGUACAUUAGCAGUACACCUGGUGAAAAAAUUUCUGGCAGGAGUCUUGAUUACGAGGAAACCUCUGGAAUAGAAACAAGAGCCUUUUCUUCAGACUAUUCACAAAUCACAGAUUGCCAAAUCCCCUGGGAUUCAGACCCUCCCUUGUAUCACACUUUAGAGCGAUCUAAAAGCAGUCGUUACCUGGCUACAACUCCAUUUAUUCUGGAGGAAACGCCAAUUGUGAAAUCUCACAGUUUUAUGUUCUCUCCAUCUCGAAGCUACUUCAGCAGCCUUGGCGUCCCGGUCAAAACAGCAGAGUACACAAGCAUUACGGACUGUAUAGACACGAGGUGUGUGAGUGCUCCCCAGGCCAUCGCAGAGAGGGCCAGUUUCCCUGGAAGUCUCGGGGGCAAAGUGGAGGACUUGGGAUGCUGCCACCCAGAAAGAGAAGCUGAACUAAGCCACCCAAGCUCUGAUCAUGAGGAUAUUGAGGCCAAAGACAAGAAGGGGAUCCCCUUAUCUCCUCAAGACAGCAAUGCUACAAGAACUCUGGCCAACAGCAUCCCACUUCCAAAAAUAGAGCGGGCCAACAGCUACUCUGCAGAGGAGUCCAACAUGUUGUAUGCACAGCAUACGCGGAAGAGCUACUCUAUCAGUGACAAACUUGACAGGCAGCGAAAUGCAACAGGCCUGCGAAACCCCUUCCAGAAGAGUAAGUCCUCGAGGCCAGAGACCAGAGGGGACAAUCUGUCCAUGAGGAGACUGUCAAGAACGGGAGCCUUCCGUAGCUUUGAAAGCAAGCACAGCUAA